Rubroshorea leprosula is the source of this 1382-nucleotide messenger RNA. The record is from the annotation of a GenBank genome assembly. NCBI's taxonomy places the organism in Eukaryota, Viridiplantae, Streptophyta, Magnoliopsida, Malvales, Dipterocarpaceae.
AUUCACAGCCAAAGCAGGGGAAGGGUAAGAAUAAAAAUAAGGGAAUUCAAAUCAGUCAGAUAGAAUUAAUGAGGUUCCUUAAAUUCCAUGGACAUGAAGAGGACAGUGGAGAAGAUAGAGCAGAGCAUGAAGAGGUUGAAACUGGAGAUGGAAGAGAUUAGUGAGGAGCAGAAAAGCAUAGGGGAAGGGCAGAGACAAGUUUAGGAAAAAUUCGAGGCCAUGGAAGAAGAAUGCAAGCAGUUCCGGAAGGAGACGAAGUUCAUACCCUUGAAAAGUUAAAGCACCCAACUCCGCCUCUUUCUCAUGCGCCAAAUUCUCAAAGCCAGGGAGAACAACGAUCUUGCCAAGAGCUACCGAGUUGACUUAAUUUCUCCGAAUGAGGAGUUCUCAUUUUCCCCACUGUUAAAGGCUGCUUCAGAUGUUUUCAAAUCAAACGACGGGUAUAUACAUUUAAGUUCUUUUCUAUUUCCUUUUUCCGAUGCGUCUGAUUUUACGGUUUAACAGGUUGGAAUAUGAAACCCCUGACUUUGAAAUCUUAACUCUAAUCAUUGGGACAUUUUGACCUUAUAUUUGAAUUGUUUUGAUGAUGACUGGAUAACCAAAGGGAAGUUCCUUUUUUGGCAAAAAAAGGGGCAAAUUGUAAAUUUUAAUGUUUUGCAGCUGCAGGGAAAGAGGGUCAUGGAGAAGAUAGAGCAGAGCAUGAAGAGGUUGAAGAAGGAGAUGGAAGAAAUAAGUGAGGAGCAAAAAAGUAUAAGGGAAGGUCAGGGACAAGUUAGGCAAAAGUUUGAGGCGAUGGAAGAAGAAUGCAAGCAGCUUCGGGAGGAGGCGAAGCUCAUAACCAUGCAGAGUUGAAGCACCCAACUCCGCCUCUUUCUCAUGUUCCAAAUUCUCAAAGCCAGGGAUAACAAUGAUCUUGCCAUAGCUUCGGAGACGUUGACUCAAUUCGCGGAUCGCCAUGCAGCAAAUGUUCACACAGCUGACAACCUGUUCUUCGUGGGAAGUUAUUCAAAGAAAUUAUUUUGGCAGCUGAAUCAUCAGUUUUCAGUGUUCAUCGUCAUUCCUGUUGUCAUGCUGCAGAGAAGGAUCUUUCCACUUAUCAAAGUCCCAGUUACAUAAACUCGGGAUCAAAGUGUCUGAUACAGGUACGUACGUGAUUAACAAAUUAGAUUGAUAUAGAAACAUUCCCAGUAUAGGUGGUUCAAAUUUUUUACAAGUUUUCCCUACAAUUUUGAAAGGAUUAAAGAGUUACAUAUGUCCGUACGGAUUUAAAUUGUAAAGAUUGGUUUAAAACUCUUCACAACUAAGCAGUGGCGGAGCCAGAAAAUAUUUUUAAGAGGCCAAAUAGAAUUUUAACUAAAAAAUAAUGAAUUUGUGUGUCAAUU